This is a messenger RNA of Debaryomyces hansenii CBS767, 1296 nucleotides long. RefSeq lists its product as uncharacterized. Lineage: Eukaryota; Fungi; Ascomycota; Pichiomycetes; Serinales; Debaryomycetaceae. The transcript has a single exon. The coding region runs from base 1 to 1296 and encodes 431 amino acids. The record is from RefSeq and is a predicted model, not a curated record.
AUGUCAUCAACCGGGAGGUAUCAAGGACCGAUACCGACCAAAGUUUCCAACUUAAAUAGUCAAUAUGGUUGUGCAUGUGUUACUAAGGUAGCACCAUUGGAAGAGUUGGUAGAUGAUUGCUUCAAACACUCCAUAGACCAGCUCAACGAUCCACACAAGGUAUAUGUGGUGAAACUGUUUGCCAGAUAUAUUGUGGAAGCACAUUGCCAUGAAAAUCUUUCGUUUUUGAUUGAAAUAUUCAAGUACGAAUACUAUUUCGAUAAGAUAAUAAACAGGAAAGAGAAUUCUAAGACAGGGAUGAGAGAGAAAGAAAACUGUUACUUGAAUCUGUCUUUGGGACGGUCUAUUGGAGACCUUCCAUACCCCACAAAGAGAAUAGAGCCGAUGUUUGUACGAAAAAAGAGUUCUGCUGGAGUAUCAGUGCGAUCAGAGGACCACGAGCCGAUGUCAGUGUUUGUAUCCACUAUAGAUGAUUUGGAUGAAGCACCAGAAGGAAAUGAAAUGUAUAAUGUGUGGGAUAACUUGAUGGAGAAAAACGUUGGAGACUCCGACACCGAAAACGAUUCGGACGACGAAGUCGAAGAACAGAAGAGUGUAGACCAAGGCGACGCGCAAUCGGAAGAGGACUUAAUUGCAGACCAAUGGGAUUUGGUCAUGGGUAGAUAUGUGCAUCAUAACUCGCCCGAACAGAUUAAUCUCUCUAAUUUGUCGUACAAAAAAAUCGUGGAGGAGGAUAGAAUUCCCAAUAUUUUCCACAGUCCACAGGUUUUGCUUCCGGCAAAGAAUGAGGUCUUACGUUUACUUGAGGAAAAUGUAUAUCAUCUGUUUGUUAAUUCCUACAAGGAAAAAGAUUCUACAACAGCCUCACCGCUCAUCCAGCCUAGAAGGGCUCAGGAAAGCCCAUCUUCGUUAUCAAUAGAUGAUUGUGAUAAAAGUCGUCUGAUAACAAAGUCUGAAUCUAAUAACGUCUCCCCAAUAUUAACUCCUACUAACUCGAAUGUUCCAAAACUUUUCCAUAAAAUGAACAAAUCGAGAUUAUUGCAUUUAUCGUCAUCUACAAACAAUUUACCCGUUGAUUCAGGAUCAAAUUCCUCGUCAUCUUCUGCAUCUUCUCUUUCAAAUAUAUUGGACCAUUUGAGAUUGAACACGAAUCAUGUCAGUUCACCUUUGAACGCUUCACCAAUUCAGACUCCAAACCAUAGUCAGCCGCAUUCACUUUCUACGAGUCCAUUAUAUUUGAAAGAGGAUAAAUUAUCCAAAUUUGGUAAAAUUUGGAGGUCAAAAAAGAGUACCUAA